This is a messenger RNA of Prunus dulcis (almond), 453 nucleotides long. RefSeq names its product putative pentatricopeptide repeat-containing protein At5g37570. Gene Ontology annotation, cellular component: cytoplasm; nucleus. The transcript has a single exon. Gene Ontology annotation, molecular function: calcium/calmodulin-dependent protein kinase activity; calcium-dependent protein serine/threonine kinase activity; ATP binding. Gene Ontology annotation, biological process: intracellular signal transduction; peptidyl-serine phosphorylation; protein autophosphorylation. The record is from RefSeq and is a predicted model, not a curated record. Lineage: Eukaryota; Viridiplantae; Streptophyta; Magnoliopsida; Rosales; Rosaceae. The coding region runs from base 1 to 453 and encodes 150 amino acids.
AUGCCUACCAUCCGCUCCUGCUCAUCGUUAGCUUCACCCAAUAGCUUGCCCAGUUCGUUUUUAGCCUCAAUCGCGACUUUGCUCAAAGUCUGUAAAACCCAAUACCAUCUACAACAAGUUCAUGCGCAGAUUAUACAGAAGGGUUUAGAGCAAGACUGCUUUCUCAUAACCCAGUUCAUUUGCCUCUUUGUUCGGAUGAAGAGAGAGGAGGGUGUUCCCGAUAGGUAUACGUACCCAUCUCUCGUUAAGGCCUGCGCGAGUGAGGCGAAGGUCUGGGAAGGCAGGGCAAUACAUGGGUCUGCUGUGAGGGGUGGGGUUGUGGAGGCUUGCCAUUCACUUGGGGUUAUGCAUAGAGAUCUAAAGCCUGAGAAUUUCUUGUUUGAUAGUGAGGAGGAAGAUGCUGCUCUUAAAGCCACAGACUUUGGCCUCUCUGUUUUCUGCAGUGCUUUCUAG